GUGUCGUGUUGAAAACUAAAUAUAACUCAAUACUCCCCUAAAACUCUUAAUAGUUUCUUCCACCGGGACUUAUUGCAUGAGGUUUGCAAAGAAGCAGUGCGGUUCUGUGGGAUAUUACGCGCAAGGAGAAAUUCGGUGUGGAACUGUCCACGUUGCAAGCGGGGAGCACGUUGUGAAAUUUCAUCACUCAAUAUGGCAGAGGAGGGGGCAGUUCCGGGUGUGGAGAACCUGAAGCUUCAGGAUGGAGAACAGAACCCGCCAGAGGAGGAGACUGAGGACCAACUGAUCACUCCAUGGGAAGUCACGUCAGGAAGUCAGAAAGGUGUUAACUAUGACAAGUUAAUAGCCCAGUUUGGGAGCACGAAGAUUGAACAGGACCUAAUUGACAGGAUUGUGAGAGUGACAGGAAAGCCCGCCCACCAUCUACUGACUAGAGGCAUGAUCUUUUCACACAGGGAUGUCAACCUGAUCCUAGAUGCCUACGAAAAAGGGAAGCCAUUUUUCCUAUACACAGGGAGAGGGCCAUCAUCAGAAGCAAUGCAUGUUGGACAUCUCAUUCCCUUCAUGAUUACCAAGUGGUUACAGGACAUUUUUGACGUUCCCUUGGUGAUCCAGCUGACUGAUGAUGAGAAGUUUCUGUGGAAGGACCUGACAGCAGAGGAGGCCAGAAGACUGGCUAGUGAGAAUGCCAAAGACAUCAUUGCCCUGGGCUUUGACGUCGACAAGACCUUCAUUUUCUCAGACAUGGACUACAUCGGCUCUUCACCAGAUUUCUACCGCACCAUGCUGAAAAUUCAAAAAUGUGUCACCUUCAACCAAGUCAAGGGAAUCUUUGGCUUUGGGGACAGUACAUGCAUAGGAAAGAUCAGUUUUCCAUCUAUCCAGGCAGCCCCAUCCUUCAGCUCAUCCUUCCCACAGAUCUUUGGGGGUAGAAAAGAUAUCCAGUGUCUGAUCCCGUGUGCCAUUGACCAGGACCCGUACUUCAGAAUGACGCGUGACGUAGCUCCCCGUCUGGGCUUCCCCAAGCCUGCUCUGCUCCACACCACCUUCCUGCCUGCUCUGCAGGGGGCCAUGACCAAGAUGAGUGCUAGCGAUGCUGUCUCCUCUCUCUACCUAACAGAUACAAAUGGACAGAUCAAGAAGAAGAUCAACAAGUAUGCGUUCUCCGGAGGGCAGGCAACAGUGGAGGAGCACCGCAGACUGGGAGGGAACGUAGAUGUGGAUGUGUCCUACAUGUACCUCACCUUCUUCAUGGAGGAUGAUGACAAACUGCAGCAGAUCAGAGAGGAUUACUCCAGUGGCAAAAUGCUAACAGGAGAGCUGAAGAAGGAACUGAUUGGAAUCCUGCAGAAGGUCGUGUCUGAGCACAUUGAGAGGAGAAAAAAGGUCACUGAUGAAACUGUCAAGGAGUUCAUGACACCAAGGAAGUUGAAAUAUAAUUAUUGAGCAUUAGAAUAUGUGUAAAAUCAUUCUCUGAGUAUAAGGAUAUGUGAUUUAACAAAUGUACACAAAGAAUUAUAACGAUAAUACAAAUGUUUACCAAAAAUCUCCAAAAGUCAAAUGUUACUAUGGUGAGUACAUUGACAACAGUAUGAAAGUCCCUCUACAGGGUUCAAAGUAGCACCCUAUCAACUACAGGUGAUGGCUGGUAGUACCUCAACAAAGAUGCUCCCAAUAAUGUACCAUGUACCACUAUUUCACCACAUAUGGUUUAUACAUGUAUCCAAUGGUGUACUUGAUAAUGACAGGUGUAACAUGAAGAUAUGUGUGAGACCAAUCAAAGAAAUAAUGACGAAGAAUGAAGAAGCAAUUUCUUGAGUCUUGUUGUAUCAGUACAUGUGUAUUUAUCUGCUCAGUAUCUAGAUUCCAAAAAGAAUGAAUACAGGUUGUACUUUGGGCUAUUUUAAAGUUGAAAUCCUUACUACUUUAAAUUAGAAAUUCCUCACUCCUCAGUAUGUGUUACAACUUAAAUUCAAUAUACGAAAAAUUAGUUUGUCACCACCCUGCCUUAAACAUCCUUUCAUUGCAUUGAUUUAAUUCUAUUAGAAUUUGAAUGGAUAAGUAAAACUGUUGGGUGGUGCCUUUAUUAUUUGUAAAGUAGCAGAUGACUGGCUAUAAUACAACUUUUUUAAUGAUGUGUUGUUGGAAAUAAUCUUUUUAUUUACCACUUAGAUGUCUGACUGGAAGAAAUUUGCUUAAAAAAGAAAGUAUAGAUAGAUGAUUUAACAAAAGAGAUAACUGUUUCACUGUUAGUGUUUAAUACAUGUAUAUGUAAAUUAUAUGUGUGGUUGUCCAAAUGCAGCCUAUGCAUAUGCUUUAUGUCAGCAUGACACCAUGCUAUACCAAUAUUAUUCACAUGCUUGUUAAAUAUAGCAAGAAGAAAUAAAGAAACUAAGCAUUGAA
Branchiostoma floridae (Florida lancelet) is the source of this 2403-nucleotide messenger RNA. RefSeq names its product tryptophan--tRNA ligase, cytoplasmic-like. The coding region runs from base 193 to 1446 and encodes 417 amino acids. The record is from RefSeq and is a predicted model, not a curated record. Lineage: Eukaryota; Metazoa; Chordata; Leptocardii; Amphioxiformes; Branchiostomatidae. Gene Ontology annotation, biological process: tryptophanyl-tRNA aminoacylation. Gene Ontology annotation, molecular function: ATP binding; tryptophan-tRNA ligase activity. The transcript has 10 exons. Gene Ontology annotation, cellular component: cytoplasm.